Cheilinus undulatus (humphead wrasse) is the source of this 5618-nucleotide messenger RNA. It is a transcript of the gene brd2a, whose product is annotated as bromodomain containing 2a. Gene Ontology annotation, cellular component: nucleus; chromatin. Lineage: Eukaryota; Metazoa; Chordata; Actinopteri; Labriformes; Labridae. Gene Ontology annotation, biological process: chromatin remodeling; regulation of DNA-templated transcription. The coding region runs from base 2042 to 4573 and encodes 843 amino acids. The record is from RefSeq and is a predicted model, not a curated record. The transcript is spliced from 12 exons.
UUGCAACAGCCGGACGCAAUCGACAGCCAUCGUCAUCUGGAGAAAACGAGACAUUUCAUACCCUUUGAGGCAAACUGAACAACUAAACAUGGCCUGUUAUGGAUUAUAACAACCAUAUAUGGAUUCAAACACAGGAUAUCUGGAGAAAUAACGCAACAAAUAGCACGAUAAUCGUUCUUGUCACGUGAUUAAGCUCGACCAAUCGGGUCGAGCCAAAUCCGUCUAAAACUAUGCUCUUUGUUCGUGAAUUUCGGCUGCUUUAUCUCGAAAUUUUAAUCAUAAAUUGAGUUAAAAUCAAGAGAUUGGAACAACGAGGACACGCGUGUUUCGGAGGAUCACAACGUGGAUACGUUUUGUUGCCUUUUUGAGGAAUGCCACGUGUUCAGUUUUUGAUAAGCAGCUGCGGUAGGGCUUAUGUUGUCACAUGACGCCCCUCCCCCACCCAGCUCAGGGAAUGGGGGAAGAAGGCGGACAUGUUUGAGGGAAAUGUGUUGGUUAAAAAGUAUCGAGGUGGAGGACAAGAAGAUAAUUUGAAGAAAGGUUUCACAUUACUUUUGGAUUUACAAGGCUACAUUUAUUUUUAUUCUCUUUUUUCGUGUAAUACUUUUUCUCAGAUUUAUAUCUUUGUCUUUUGGAUUAUCUAACUUUAAGUCUUAACUGUAGAUUUCUUUAUUUUAUUUUACCAGGGCUUUAUCAAUUUAUUUGUUUCUUAUGUUAACAUUUAAUAUUGUAUGAAUCUUUCGUUAUUUUCAAUGUUUUACUGAGUGACAUUGUAGGGUAUUUGUAACCUUGUUGUGGGGGAUGGGCCUGUGAGGUUAGGUAACCUCUCUCUGAAAGUCUGUUUUAUUGAAAAUCUGAUUUUUUCUUAAGAAACAUUCUUUGCGAUGUAGGCAUACUUGGUACGAUUAAGCUGUAUGUAGCAAAAACUUCGUGGCCAGUCUUAUUUUCACACACUAAAUAAUUCUGACUCAAUUAUAUGAGUUUCUUUGAUAUGUAACUUUAUCUUGUUAUUUCUUUGGCAGUACUUUUGGUUUUCUUAUUGCUUUGCUUUCGGACAAAGCAAAAUGUUGGGUGAGGUCACUGCGAAACUGCUGUGUCAUUCAGUGGGUCUUGGUGCGUCUUUACAACAAGGUUAGGUGUGGUCUUUUUGUUAGUUGACUGCCGUUUCACUGUUGAUCAGCCGAGUUUGAUGUUUGACCAGGAGUGAAUCGGUAUUUUUAGUUAUGUGAAUUAUGGAGGCCCUGUUUUCUUUUUAGUUUUUUUUUUUUCUUAAACGAAGGUCUUUAUUAUCAGUGGAUUGCUUUUUACGUUAAUUGAUUCGGAUCUGUGCUUGUAGUAUUUUGAAAAAUGGUAAAUCUUUCAGGAAGAAAUCCUCAGAUGACACAGUGUCAUUGUGCUUAAGAUGGCGGCUGUGAGUCUUCUCUGUGAGACAGAAAUGCGGAUAUUCUGGUAAGCGGAGAGCUCGUGGGGAAAGGCUGUGCGCUCUUGAGGGUUGCGCGUGACUUGGUGGAACAACCAAUAGCCUUCUUGGUAUUCACCCUGAAAGCCCGCGUUACUACCGUGUUGACCAAUCCCCACAAUCGCUUCGGAUACAUUGACGUAAUGUAAUAUGAUAAUGAGAAUGAUGACUUCGCGUCCCUUGUAUUAUGUGCAGAAUUAUGAUAAGGACUAGUUACAGGUAGCUUUACAGUUAAAAUCAACCGUUAAGAUACAUCCUGCUUUGUAAUUUCCGUGACCGACAGGAAAACGUUGUUAAAUCGGAUGACCCAAAUGAAUGUCCGCCAAAGUCUCAGUAACAAGGGGUGUGGUGAGUUUGACGGACAUCACAAGCAGCCAGUUAAAAGUUAGUGGGCGUGGAUAGUUGGUGGAGUCCUAUCCAAUAGGGUGAAUGGACUGUCUUUAUAAGCACGGGUGCAGCAGCAUAGUCGCCAUUUCAACGAGCAGAUCAGACGACUUCGCUGUGGCGGGGAACCGGGAAAUCCGCGGACAGAGUCGGAUCCAGGUCUGAGCCUAGCUAUAAACAGAAUCCGGAUCCAUCCUAAUGGAUAUGGCAGUUAACCCGCCAAUUGACAGCUCCCUUGGUGGGGUUGAGAUUGGCAUAAUGGGCAUCACAACGAUGGAACAGAAUUCUGGCACAGCUGGAAAGCGGAUCAGAAAACCUUCGCUGCUUUAUGAGGGUUUUGAGAGCCCUGGGAUGCCCUCCAUUAAUCAGAUGGCACACAUAGGACCCCCUCAGCCCCCAGUGAAGGAUCCGAGCCGUCAAGGAAGGAUGACCAACCAGCUUCAGUUCUUGCAGAAAGUUCUUCUCAAGUCGUUGUGGAGGCACCACUUUGCCUGGCCCUUCCAUGAACCUGUAGAUGCAGUCAAACUCAAUCUGCCCGACUAUCAUAAGAUCAUCAAAACUCCAAUGGACAUGGGCACAAUAAAGAAAAGACUGGAAAAUAAUUACUACCGCUGUGCCAGCGAGUGCAUGCAGGACUUCAACACCAUGUUCACAAACUGCUACAUUUAUAACAAGCCUACAGAUGACAUUGUACUCAUGGCUCAGUCACUGGAGAAGGCAUUCCUGCAGAAAGUGGCCCAGAUGCCUCAGGAGGAGGAAGAGCUGCCUCCUCCCCCUCCACGGAGUAAACCUGGCAAACCUGGAAGAAAAGGAAGAGUUAAUGCAAUCUCUGGAGGAGUGACUACAGCUCAUCAGGUCCCAGCUGUCUCCCAGUCGGCCUACUCGCCUCCCACCCCAGAAACCCCGGACUCAAUCCUCUCCACCCCUCCACAGACACUUUUGACCAAGAGCCUGCCUCCUCCUUUUACAACUGAACAAAGCAUCCCUACCAUUACAAGUCAUCCUCCCACACAGCCCACCACUAAGAAAAAAGGUGUGAAAAGAAAAGCAGACACAACGACACCAACCACAGUCGCCAUGCCCAUCAUGAACACCAUGGGCGUCAGCGGCAUCAGUCUGGGAAUGGGCGGUGGGCACAACUCCCCCCUCACCCUCACUUCUCUUGGAGUGGACCACAACCAAAGCCUGGGAAUGAACCAAGGCCUCAGUCUCAGCCAGGGAAUGGGUAUGGGUAUGGGCAUGGGCAUGGGCAUUGGCAUGGGUAUGGGUAUGAGCUGUGGACCAGUGAUGAUGGGAACCAAAGCAUCAGCCGGGGCCAGGAGAGGAGUAAGUGGACGACCCAUUAAGCCUCCUAAAAAGGAUUUACCUGAUUCCCUGGCUCCACCACCAGUGCGCCGCAGCAAGCUAGGCCCCCAGUUGCGUUACUGCAAUGGAGUCCUAAAGGAACUGCUGUCAAAGAAGCAUGCAGCGUACGCCUGGCCGUUCUACAAACCUGUUGAUGCUUCUACACUUGGGCUCCACGAUUACCAUGACAUCAUAAAACAGCCAAUGGACCUCAGUACCAUUAAGCGCAAGAUGGACAGCAGAGAGUAUCGUGACUCCCAACAGUUUGCUGCUGAUGUUCGACUGAUGUUUUCCAACUGCUACAAGUACAACCCUCCAGAUCAUGAUGUGGUGGCCAUGGCCAGGAAACUGCAGGAUGUCUUUGAAUUCUGCUUUGCAAAGAUGCCAGAUGAGCCUCCAGCACCCCCUAGCUCCUCAUCUUCCUCCUCCUCCUCUUCAUCAUCAUCAGAGAGUGAGCUCAGCAGUGAAAGUGAGGAGAGUGAGAGCAGCCCAAGCUCUGACUCUGAAGAGGAGAGGGCAAACCGACUGGCAGAGCUGCAGGAACAGCUAAAAGCUGUGCAUGAGCAGCUCACUGCACUCUCCCAAGGCCCCAUUGUCAAACCCAAGAAGAAGAAAGAGAAAAAAGACAAGAAAAAGAAGAAAAAGGUUGAGAAAGAGAAGCAUCGGAGGAUUGAGGAAGAUUUACCACCUAUUAAACCUGCGAAGACCCCUAAGAUGUCCAAAACUCCUAAAUCCAAGACCAACAAGGGACCGACCUGCCCUGUAAUGCCAAUUAAGAAAGCACCGAGCAAGAAAAACAACAAGAGCAAAUCCAAAAAGACCAGCAUGACAUUUAGCAUGCCUCAGACGGCUCUUGAACCCUUAGUAAGUCAUUUUGACUCUGAUGAAGAGGAGGAGACAGCCCCCAUGUCGUAUGACGAGAAGCGCCAACUCAGCCUGGACAUCAACAAGCUGCCCGGUGAGAAACUGGGCCGCGUUGUCUACAUCAUCCAGUCCCGCGAGCCGUCGCUCAGGGACACCAACCCAGAGGAGAUUGAGAUAGACUUUGAGACCCUGAAGCCGUCCACACUGCGGGAGCUUGAGAGAUAUGUCAUGACAUGUUUGAGGAAGAAACCCCGGAAACCUUACGCAAGUAAAAACAACAUUGCUGGCAAGUCCCGGGAAGAGAUCGCUUUGGAGAAACAACUUGAGCUGGAGAGAAGGCUGAUGGACGUUAGUGGUCAGCUCAAUUCUGGAAAGAAACCACCCAAGACCAAACCAGAGAAACCAACAACAGAGCAGCACACGCAGCCGUCACGUCUCAGUGCCAGUAGCUCCUCCUCGGACUCCUCUUCAUCCUCCUCCUCGUCCUCAUCUUCAGACACAAGUGACUCAGACUCAGGCUGAGAGGUGGAGGGUUUUCUGUGUGAAUGGGUCACGCCAAAGACCCAGAGCAUUUUGUCAAGAACGGACUGAACUGCUGCAGAGCUAGCGAGGAAUGAGCCGCUGGACGGACCGCACAAGAGCAGCACUGAGCAGAACUGGUCCGACUCAAGUUUAGACCGAGGAAGACAGAGAUGGGGCUUUCCCUGUGCUCGCCUCGUUCAUCCAGUCCUGUCCUGGACUAACAGCUGAUGAAUGCAACAGAGGAUCCUAGUUAACAGCCUCUUAAGGCAGAGCCAGGGAUGCUUCAUCUCCUGCAAAAAACUCAACGAAAAAAGUGACGCAUGCGUUUGGAGGGAUAAGGGUGCUACUGCCAGAAUCUGUCUUAUUUCUGGAGAUAAUUUCCCUUCUUUCCGUGCUCCCUGUCUUUAUGCUGUAUAGUUAAGGUGUACAGUUAUAUAAAUAUCUAUUUUUCUUUUAUAAAGAAGCAUUUUAUGGAGCUAAUUUAUUCCCUCAUUCUGGGGAAGACUGGUGUGGGUGAAGCUGUGUUUUAGUUUUUGUUUAGCUUUUUUCUUGCGUCGUAGAAGGUCGAGGGGAAACACGUGUGUUUGAUUGUGUGUUGUGAGAAUGUGUUGGUGCAUGUGUGAGUGUGUAACCGUAUGAGUGUGUAAUGUACGCAUGCACAUGUGUGGGUAAGAUCCAGCACCUCAAGUGCAGCCUUGUGAAGUUCCUCAUAGAUUUAACGCAGGCGUUGAAAAUCAGUCUGCACGCAGAAGCACCUUGGUUCAUGAAAUACAGAAUGCAUGCAAUACAGGAGAGCUGACAGACAUCUGCAUACUCAUGUACUUCUUUACUGCAUACUUGUGUACUCAUGUUUUAAAGGGUUGGCCACUUGUACAGAAAUGUAACAUAGUUACACAAUAGUUUAUACUUAAAUAUUUCUGUCCCCAUGUGUGCUGUCUUUUUUUUUCAUCCAUUUCUCUGUAAACGUGUUCAUUUUCUCUUCUUGUGACCAAUCUGCUAAUAAAUAGUGAGGACUUGUUUUGUCUGCUCACCUGUGCCCACGUAA